Molecule: messenger RNA, 847 nt
Organism: Symbiodinium necroappetens
Lineage: Eukaryota; Dinophyceae; Suessiales; Symbiodiniaceae
Source: the annotation of a GenBank genome assembly
AUGAUACGCGGUCGCUGCCAUGGCUGGUUUCCAAGCCGGAACAUGCUUGGCAGUCGCGGUCUCAACUGUCUCAUCACUAAGCUGUCCGAGUGGCAGCGCAAGCAUGUCCAUGUCGACAGCAGGGUGCUCUGCCUCUUCGUGCGGUACGGCACCGCUGCAGGCGGAAAGAAACUUUUCCAAGCAUCGAAGAUCCUUAGAUUGCUGGACGCAGCCAGAGUGGAGACCGAAAUUGCCAAUGCUAGGAAUCCCUGGGUGGUGAUGUACUAUGCCGACUGGUGUCCACAUUGCCAUCACUAUGCUCCCGUUUUUGAGAGGAUCGCCAGCGCCGUGUCGCCUGCUCACCAAGGAGCCGUGCACUUUGGCGCUUUGAACUGUCCGGACUUCUUGGCCUUCUGCAUGAAGAUUCAAGUCAGCGGGUACCCGACCAUCCGGACGUACCACUUCAAAGGCGACACUGGCUCGCCCUUAGGUGGAAAAAAUCCGGACAAAAAGAUGGUUCACCAGCAAGACGCCUUUGUUGCCUGGAUUCGAAAGAACACCCCUUCGCCUCUGCAGCCUGGAACAGAGGCCGGCAACCUUACCCUGCUUGGUCUGCACACGGUGCCAGCACUGGGGACACCCUCGAUAAAGCCAGGACUGCGCGGUGCUCCAAGAAACGAGGCCGGAGGCGCCACAUCAGUUGCACCUGCCAGUGUUCUUCGCCAAACGGAGGUCCUCCGAGAUGCGCUACCGGCGCUUCACCUUGUAGAUGCAGAGGUGGCCAUAUUGUAUUCCCUCAGCCAGGGCGCUUUCCUCAAAGGCAGCGCAGAUGGCACGCUGAGAGGUCAGAGCUUGGAAGAGCUCCAGC